GCAGAGAAAGCCAAAGAAGAGAAACAAAGAGAUUCAGGAGAACUAAACUAAUAAUGGCUUCACAGACAAAUCAAACCGUGGAUACCACCACCCAGGCAAAUCAAACCGUGGUGGAGACGAAGAACAUGGAAACAGAGAACCCACCGAAGCCUCAAGAGCCAUUAUCAUCAUGCAGGAAGAGGGUGAAUGAUGAGAGUGCCACUUUCUUUGAGAACCUCAAGGAUCACAUGGAUGAGUUCAUCCAUGCCUCAAUGGAUGAACACAAAACUUGUUUCCAACAGACCAUGAACAAGAUAUUCGGGACGACCUUUUCGAAGACGGAUGAGAAGCAAGUUGAGGCUAAGGAAGUCGUCGCUCCUCUUCAGGGCAGCUCUAACUAACUAGAGAGAGAGAGAGAGAGAGAUUCUCACAGCUAGUGAGCCUCAGAUGAAGAUUAUGAAAGUGUUUUUAUUUUUCUCCUGUUUUAACUUUUCUGUGGGUGUUGAUAUAUACUCUUAGAACCUGCUUCUAUCUUUUAAUCCUUUCUAAAAUCAUAUAACUUGUUUCUAGACCAUUUAAUUGCAUUAAUCAUCUAUCUAAACUAAUUUCAUUUA
This is a messenger RNA of Camelina sativa (false flax), 593 nucleotides long. RefSeq lists its product as uncharacterized. The record is from RefSeq and is a predicted model, not a curated record. NCBI's taxonomy places the organism in Eukaryota, Viridiplantae, Streptophyta, Magnoliopsida, Brassicales, Brassicaceae.